UUCAUUUCCUUAUUAAUUUAUAAUAGAAUUUUACUCGUUUUUAUUUCCAUUUUUCACUCCGUAUUGGGUUGUAACGUCUGAAAAUGGACCCGGCCCGAUUGUAAAUACCCUGUCCCUUCGCUAUCGAUCCGCACCGACAUAGCGCUAAAAACGUGGUCCUUCCAGUUUCGCUCCGUGACGAAAAAACACUAUUAAAAUAAAAUGGCAGACAUCGAGGACACUCAUUUUGAUACUGGUGAUUCAGGAGCAUCAGUGACAUACCCGAUGCAGUGUUCUGCUCUGCGUAAAAACGGGUUUGUUAUGCUCAAGGCUCGUCCUUGUAAAAUUGUUGAGAUGUCAACUUCAAAAACUGGUAAACAUGGACAUGCUAAGGUACAUCUUGUAGGGUUAGACAUAUUCAGCGGAAAAAAAUAUGAAGAUAUCUGCCCUUCGACUCAUAAUAUGGAUGUUCCCUUUGUCAAAAGAGAAGACUAUCAGUUGACAGACAUAUCUGAUGAUGGAUAUUUAUGCCUUAUGUCUGAUAACGGUGAUCUUCGUGAGGAUCUCAAAGUCCCUGAUGGGGAAUUAGGAUCUCAACUAAAAUCUGAAUUUGACGCUGGAAAAGAACUUUUGUGUACUGUCCUCAAGUCAUGUGGAGAAGAAUGUGUGAUUGCGAUUAAAACCAACACCGCUCUCGACAAAUAAUAAUUCAUCUGUUUCCAAGGAGUUGCUGUUUUUUAUUUUGCAUUUCGAACGGAUGCAAAAAUGUUGCACGGACGUUCUUCGGCGGGAGGGGAAAAAUAUAUGGCGUUAUUAAACUUGAAGGUUUUGACUAAAUUAUGCAUUUUUAUAUAGCAUAUCCAUUAUAAAUCACAUUUAUUAUAUAAACUUCUUCUUUUUUUUUUCUUUUUUUUUUUUUCUUCUUUCUCCUAAGAGUAAAUAUUUAUUGUCAGUUACUAAAUAAAAAAGGAAAAGUAUUUUUAUUGAUAAUUUUCUUCUCUUUUGCCAGAGAUAGUCCGUUCGGCCAAGAGGGGGAAUAAAUGAUAUAAUUAAUGAAACCUGAUUAUUUUUUAGUUUCCCAAAGCACCUUUUCAUAAUAGUAUAAUUUUUAUGUUACAAUAAUAUGGAACACUGUUUCCUGAUAACGAUUAUUUUAUAUCUUUUUGUUAUUUUUCAACUCAGGCAGCUGUUACGUUUACUUUGCUGUACAUUUUACUUUUGGUGGCAGUAAAGUUGUCCAGAAUUUGAUUUAUAAAAGUCACUGCCAGGAACAAUUGAAUUACAUAUUUAUUUUAAUUUUUAACGAAUUAAUGUCUACGAAUUACAUACAAAACAAAGCAACAGAUUUUGCUAUCUCACACACUUUAUUUUAUUUAUUUAUUUUUAUUUUUUUUAAAAUAAACCUUGAGUUAAUACACUACAUUUUAAUUAUUCCUUGAAAUUCCAGUGAAUGUACAACAAAGUUGACCGUUACCAAAAUAUAUAAGUAGCUUAGUGCAUUGAACAUUAUGUUGCAGCAAGUAUAUUGUGAAUUCUUACAGUGGAACUCCAAAUUUUACACAGUUGUUUUUUGUUCACAUAGAAAGUUUUAUUUAACACUUUUAACAAAAACGUGUGGAUGUUAAAUACGGAUUAAUUUGGUUAAUUAAAGUUAAAAUGUUUUAUACUCAACAUUAAUCACCGAAUAAGUAUAAAAGCUAAUACAGCAUGAAAUGUCAAGAUCCUUCAACUAUACAGCAAUUGUUUUUAUUUUUUUCAAAUUUAUUUUUGCAAUCUAUUAUGACAAUUUCUGGUAAGUAGUAAAGAAAACAUUUAUUUGUAUGGUGGCCUAUUUUAAAUUAAACUAGUGUUUUUUUUAAACCAUUGUGCAACUUAAUAGCUUUGGGCUAUUUUUAUGAAUUGUAAACCCUUUUUGUUAGAUUUGUAUUUUUUUAUUCUCAUUUUGCCCAUUGGGCUGAACUGAACAGUUAACUUCAAACAACAGUUUACUCUUAAAAAGGUUAUACCGAAACAAUUAUUUAAAGAAAAAAAACAUUUUUUCCAUUUAUUUUUAAGUAUGCAAAUAGCUUAAAAUUUGUAUGUUUGUGAUUGUUAUAUUUUACCAAUUAUAAUGUUUCAUUUUUUUAAGUCAGUAAAAUAUUUUUAACAGUU
Molecule: messenger RNA, 2130 nt
Organism: Cimex lectularius (bed bug)
Lineage: Eukaryota; Metazoa; Arthropoda; Insecta; Hemiptera; Cimicidae
Gene: eEF5
Product: eukaryotic translation initiation factor 5A
Exons: 5
Coding region: 202-684 (160 amino acids)
Biological process (GO): positive regulation of translational termination; positive regulation of translational elongation
Molecular function (GO): translation elongation factor activity; RNA binding; ribosome binding
Source: RefSeq, a predicted model, not a curated record